Molecule: messenger RNA, 773 nt
Organism: Batrachochytrium dendrobatidis JAM81
Lineage: Eukaryota; Fungi; Chytridiomycota; Chytridiomycetes; Rhizophydiales
Exons: 6
Coding region: 1-702 (233 amino acids)
Molecular function (GO): phosphatase activity
Source: RefSeq, a predicted model, not a curated record
AUGGUUGUUCCAACCCAAUGCACCGUUACCCAUGUUCUGUUUGAUAUGGAUGGACUGCUCCUGGACACUGAGAGAGUGUAUACCGAGGUUACACAAGAAAUAGUUGGCCGCUACGGUAAAACGUAUGACUGGGAAACCAAGUCCAAGCUGAUUGGUCUUAAAGAAACCGAUGCUGGCGAGCUACUCGUAAAAUUGUUACAGAUCCCAAUGACUCCUGAAGAGUAUAUUGCCGAACGAAAGAUUGGACAUCAAGCCAGAUUUCCGUUCUGUAAGCCGCUUCCAGGCGUGCUACGACUAGUGAAGCACUUGAAGAAACAUAACAUCCCCAUUGCGGUUGGAACAUCUUCAUUCAGAGACGCAUUUGCUCUCAAGUCCCAAAACAAUCAAGAGUUGUUUUCUCUUUUCGACGGCAAUGUUGUUUGUGGAAACGAUGAGGGUGUUGUCCAUGGCAAGCCUGCUCCUGAUAUUUUCCUUGCUGCUGCCAAGUUGAUUGGCAAUACGCUGGAGAACCCACGCAGCUGUAUCGUGUUUGAAGACUCGCCCUCGGGUAUUAUGGCUGGGUUAAAUGCAAAAAUGCAAACUGUUUGGAUUCCAGAUGCUAAUAUGGCCGUGGAUGAGGGACUGAAAAGUAGAGCAGAUUUGCUUUUAAAGAGUAUGGAAGAGUUUGAUCCUGCUGCAUUUGGAUUGCCUGCAUUUGAUUAGAUCUUCAAAACACUCCUACCUUCAAAACUGAAGCUAUUUUUGAUUAGUUUUAAAAGUGCAUAGAUGGGUCA